Lactuca saligna is the source of this 1378-nucleotide messenger RNA. The record is from the annotation of a GenBank genome assembly. NCBI's taxonomy places the organism in Eukaryota, Viridiplantae, Streptophyta, Magnoliopsida, Asterales, Asteraceae.
GGGGCGAUCCGCACAAAUCUUCCCAUUAGAAGCCAUGUAGUCACUGCAACCCGUAACAAUGCUCUCAACAGCGCUGCGUUCCGCUUCUUUAUCAUCCCUCCCAAUUCACUCUUUCAAACCCAAACUCCCUUCAUUCGCCUCUUUCUCUUCUCUCCAAUCUCCUCAACAACACCAACACCCACUAUGGCCCGGCCUUCAGAGCUGGAGAGACAGUUCGCUCAACCACAAUCGCUUCUGGGGACCUUCUGGUCCCGAACCGGAAACCCAAAUUGGACCCAAUCACCAGAACUCACAGUUGGAUUCCGCCACUUCUUUAGCUGAAAUGGGCGCCAUGAUUUUAUCCACCAGUGACCCCAUAACGAAAUCGAGGCUUUCUCAUCUUGCUUACUCUAAGUGGCGCAGAGAUAAGCUCCCUAUUGGGGCUUCUCAACCACCUCAUAGACCUGCUCGUCCUUCAAAACCCCAAUUGGUGUCUCCAAAGGAAAUCCCAGCUCCAAAGAACUCAGGAUUGCCUCUCAACGCCUAUAUGCUACACAACCUUGCUCAUGUUGAGCUUAAUGCAAUUGAUUUGGCAUGGGAUACUGUUGUUAGAUUUUCACCAUAUAGUGAUCUUCUUGGAGAUAAGUUUUUUUCCGAUUUUGCCCAUGUGGCCGAUGAUGAGAGUCGCCAUUUUGCUUGGUGUACUCAGAGACUGGCUGAGCUUGGAUUCAGUUAUGGAGACAUGCCUGCCCAUAAUCUACUAUGGCGUGAGUCUGAGAAAUCUUCAGAUGAUGUUGUUGCUCGUUUGGCUGUCAUCCCACUAGUCCAGGAGGCUAGAGGACUUGAUGCAGGGCCUCGACUUGUGCAAAAGCUAAUUGGAUUUGGAGAUGUUAAAACAUCAAAAGUUGUGGCCAAAAUUGCUGAAGAAGAGGUUGCACACGUGGCAGUUGGUGUGUAUUGGUUUGUUGCAGUUUGCCAACAAAUGGGCCGGGCCCCAUGUCCAACAUUUAGAGACUUACUAAAAGAGUACAAUGUGGAGGUGAAAGGGCCCUUCAAUUACACUGCACGGGAGGAGGCUGGACUUCCACGGGACUGGUAUGAUCCGUUAGUUGAGACGGAAGAAGAUAAGGAGCGGCUCUCUAAGGUUCAUGAUAGGCUUGCUCAUAUAAUAUCCAUGGAGAAAGAGAACUCGAAUUUGAACAAGAGAAACUAAUUUAUGUCAAUGUGUGACGCUGUUUUUUUGUUCGUUUUUUUUUUCUUCGUAUCAUGUGUUUUGUGGAUAAACGAUGUUCAAGAAAUAUUUCAGAAAUCACGGAAAACUUGGGAAGUGAAAGGAAAAGACGUGGAUGCCCUCCUCAUGUCUAUCUUUGAAAAUAACCCUGCAAAACUUGUUUAGUCA